Molecule: messenger RNA, 3769 nt
Organism: Anopheles stephensi (Asian malaria mosquito)
Lineage: Eukaryota; Metazoa; Arthropoda; Insecta; Diptera; Culicidae
Product: mucin-5AC-like
Exons: 2
Coding region: 329-2968 (879 amino acids)
Source: RefSeq, a predicted model, not a curated record
UAUCCGUUCGGGCAGGUCCUAUUGUCUCGACCGAAGCUCGACCAGUGCCGUGAUUACUGGGUGCAACUGACUGAAGCUGACAGUGCUCAGCAGAUAUUGUGUUUCGUGACCAAAAGUGACUGCUUCCGGGAAAGUGAAAGUGACAGCAUUUCUCUCAUUGCGCUAAGAACUGUACGGGACAUUGCGUUAGUAGAUCCAUGAACUGACCGAAGACGCCGGCUUCAGCCCAGAACAGCAAGCAGCCAGCCCGAUCUCCAUCUCGGUGACGUGGUUUUGGGCGAGUUUUGUUUUCAACAAGCAGUUCCACGACAGAACCGCUAAACACACAAUGCAUAAGUUUGUGUUCGUGGUACUGUGUGCGCUGCUGGUUGGCGGGGCGCUUGGUGAGGCGGCGCUCGGCAACUACUACAAGGAUGUCGUGCGGGAGCAGCACAAACUGAUCAAUGAGAUGAAUCAAAACUUUACCGAGCUGGAGAAGGCGAGCGAAAAGCUGAUCGAUCUGGGUUUCUACGUCGGCAAGCACAAGCUGCCACCGAAGACGGUCAAGAUCACCAACACGGUGGCAGUGAAGGUGCCCGUACCGUUCCCGGUCAAGGUACCGGAACCGGUGCCGGUCCCGGUGCCGGUGAGCAAACCCGUCCCGGUGCCGGUCCCGACGCUGGUCGCCAUACCGGUCGAGAGUACUGUAGCGACCGUGCCGGCAGUGACUGUGGCCGGUAGCACCAGCGCGGGUGGCCCAAGUCCGUCGCCGGCGACCGUCGCGGAUGCUGACCCAGCGUCGUCACAGGCGCACGCUAGCACGGUGCAGGUCCAAGAGUACGUACAAUCGUUUCCAAUACACUCUGUAUACGACGCUGGCGACGAUUACAAUCCCAUGGAAGGAAACCGUCUCGCACUAGCGGAACACACUGCAUCCCCUACUGAGAGCACGUUCAGUAAACCAAGUCCUUCUUCACUUCAACAGCUGGAAGAAUAUCACCACCAGCACCACCAGCGCCACCAUGCCCAACAGCAUUCGCCACAGUCGAAGCAUCAUCAACAUCAAAGCCCAGCGCAAACGGGAUCGCAUUCGAGCGCGGAACAGUACUACGGGGGACAUGGGGCCAGCGCCCAACGACAGUACUAUGUCGGUGGUGCUCAAGUUCAAGCCGGUGCGCAUUCGGCUGCAAAGUUCCGACCUGAGUCUCAUGCGCUCCAAUCGGCGUCCGAAUCGUAUGACUUCGGGGACGCCGCCAACCAAUUCCACACGGCCUCGUUCACCAGUGCCACGGAUUCGACCUAUUCCGCUGCGUCAGGCCUCGCCGGAGGCAAAUCUGCACCGUCUGCAUCGUCGGCCAUCGGCGAAGACUACCGCUUUGCCAGCGAGCAGCAGCAGCAGCAGCAGUUCCAGCGAGGACAGCACGGAGAAUCUCACUUCGAGACAGAGCAAUUCGGUCGAGGAGGAACCGGAGGAGACGCUCGAGGAGCUGGACGAGGAGGAGCUGGAGAAUCGAGCGGAGGAAGAAUCGUCGGAGGAGAGAUCGGAGGAAUCGGAGGAGGUGAUACGGAAACCGGUGCGCACUCGUACGUCAGGUUCAGCGAAGCAGCGGACUACGCCCAAGCGGACCACCAAGCGGCCGAGGUAUCGCGAUUCCAAAGUGAAGGCGAAACGCGACUCCAGGCUGGAUUCGAAGCGGGGUUCCAAGAAGGGCUACAAGCGACACACCAAGCGGGACUCGAAGCGGGACUCCAAGCAGGACUCGAAGCGGGACUCCAAGCGGAGCAAGCUGCCGAAAAAGGUGCGCACCGUCACGGAACCGGCACCAAAGGCAAAGAAGUCAGCGAUCUCACUCCACGCCCGUUCCAAACUGUUCGCGAAUCGUACCCGCGCUAUGAAAAGCCCGAUUUUGAUCGCUACCGCGCAGAGUCCGGUGAUCACCACCACCACCACCAUCACCCCAGUCACGACCACCAUGCUGCCGAUCAUCCGCAGCAAAGUGUUGUCCGAGGUGGAAGUAGCACCGGCAGCGUCCUCACCGAGGGCUACGAUCACCCAGCUUUCGCCAAGUCGCACCGACCUGCUGCUGCAGCAGCCGCAUCCUCCGCCGGAAUUCUACCCACCACCGCCACAACACACGGUUACUCGGUAUCGGGGGAACGGUCCGUUUACCCGUCGGUAUCCACCGCGGGCUACCAUCAUUCGCAUCCAUAUCCAGCGAACGUACCGGGGGAAGCGCAUAAAGAUCUACGUCAUCAAGCCGACGCCACCGGGGAGCAGCGAUUUCCUUUCUACCACGCCACCAAACACGAUCCCCACCUUGCUCGGUCUGCCCUCAAACCGCAUCACGCAGACGCUGCUGCCGGCGGACCAUCCUAUCAGCUACAGCAACAGUACGGCGAACACGCGGAGUCCCAGACGGGCGGUUCCGCCGCGCAAACCGGGUUAUCCGGGUUCCGGCAUAAUGCCGCGGGUGGCUACAACACCUACACCGAGCACCACAACUACCACCACCACCAUCACUACCUCAACGGCCAGCAGCACGAUCGCCAGAAGCACAAGGGAAGCUACGGAGCCCGCACGGUCAAGCCCACCGUCCUCAGUGUCCCCAGUGACGCUCACCUCUACCCUGGCUACAACCAGCACCACGAUCACCACCACCACGGAAGCGACGCAACCGCCGCCGACAACCACGCCGGCAAGUUCCACUACCACUUCCACAACGUCCACCCGGUCGGAGGCGGGGCCGGAAGCGGACCAGACCACCACGAGUCAGCUGCCAGCGAGCAGUACGCCGUCCACACCGAGUACGGUGGUGUUGCCGGACCGGACGGAAGCGUCGUAACGUCGUACGAUCCACCUGCCAGCGGCAACACCUUCCACUUCCACGACGACGGCACGGGGGACAUGUUUGCCGGUGCUUCUACCGUGCAGGAACAGCAUCGGGCACCGUACGAGGAAGAGUCCUCGUCGUACGGACACACGCAAUGAUCUCGGCAACGCGCAAAUGAUCGAUUGAAUCCCCUUUCGGAGGCAUUGAUCGAUCGAAUGGAGAGGCUUUUAGACUUCCGGUUAGUUUGGACAUUCGAAUUCCUUGAAGUUAUUUAUUAUUUCUUCCUCGCUCGGCAUAUCCGGUAAAGAUUUGAUUGUUGAUGACGUACACUGGGUGUACUAUCACUCGCUCGCUAGUUCCUACCAACCUAUACACUUAGUGACGCGUGAUUGCGUAUGCAUGUUUUAAAUUUUCGCAAUUCCACGCUUCCUCGUCCUGUCCAGCUAACCACAACGGUGCUGCCAUCUACCGGAUAGUUUCUUCCGGCCCUGUACAGGAAACGGGCACCCCAAGCACUCGCGUUCGUUAGGGCAUUAGGUAAGCAAAGACCGCCAAAAAAAAGUGCUGCUCCCCAUUCGAUCGGCCAUGUUUGCAGGGGAAUUAUAAAACGUUUGACGUUGUGUUUCCUCAACUUGAUCGUGUUUUGUUACCAAUUUUUGUUUUUUGUUGUUUUCUUGUUGUAAAUCUCCCCUCGCUGUAAAACUGAACCCGUUACCGCGUGUGUUACCCCGAGUGUGCGUGUCGUGUACCGUGUUUGGUGUUGUUGAUUAGUGGUUUAAGAAUGUACGUUCGCAACAGCUUGUGGGUUGGACUGGCAACGCCUGCGAGCUUCCACUUCACUAGUUCGCGUUUUUUGCGCUACGUUUAUACCUUUAGUAACAAGGGUUUUGCACGCGCCAGGUUGUUCACUAAAUCGGGCGCUGUACCAUCUGAAUAAAUGUGUAAGCUUUGUACAACAU